Anopheles maculipalpis is the source of this 816-nucleotide messenger RNA. RefSeq names its product trypsin-1-like. NCBI's taxonomy places the organism in Eukaryota, Metazoa, Arthropoda, Insecta, Diptera, Culicidae. Bases 1 to 816 code for a protein of 271 amino acids. The record is from RefSeq and is a predicted model, not a curated record. Gene Ontology annotation, biological process: proteolysis. The transcript has 2 exons. Gene Ontology annotation, molecular function: serine-type endopeptidase activity.
AUGGCACUGCUGUCAAGGAUAUUCACUCUGCUUUUAGUGGCUUUCGUUGGCUAUGCUGCAGCUACCGACAGUGAUGAUAAACGAUCGCAACAGCGCAUUAUUGGCGGUGUGCGAGCAUUGCCGGGUGAGUUCCCGGCAAUGGUCUCGAUCCAACGAAUAGUGCUUGUCCGUGCCAGCCACGUCUGUGGUGGAAGUGUGCUGAACCAAUUCCACGUGCUAACGGCGGCCGAAUGUUUCUUCGGCAAUCAAAACAGUCGCUACCGUGUACAGGCCGGCAAGGUGCUGCUGAACAGCUUCGAGCCUAGCGAGCAGACGAUCAACGUGCUUCGGUUUACGAUGCACCCACAGUACACUGGAUCGAUGAGCCCGUUUAACAUUGCGACCGUCCGGUUGGCAUCGCCAUUCGGCUACAACCAGUUCAUAACUCCCAUCGUUUUGCCUACGAUUGAUUCCAUUCCGGACGGUAUCGUAAAGUUUGCCGGUUGGGGUUCGACCACGAACGGGCUGCUACCGAGCAUGUCUGAUCAGCUGCAAAUGUUCUACGUCGGCAUAGUGCCCAACAAUCAGUGUCAGAUCAUGGUGUCCACUAAUGGUCCGGUAACGGAUCGUAAUGUCUGUCUUGGUCCGGCGACGGGUGGAAUCGGUGCGUGUUCCGGCGAUGCAGGUGGUGCAGCCAUACAGCAGAUAAACGGUAUGGAUACGAUCGUCGGUAUCAUCUCGUGGCAGGUAUCGCCCUGCGGACAACCGGGCAUUCCCACCAUCACCACCCGUGUGUCGGCGUUUAUCGAGUGGAUCAACCUUAACUCACAGAUUUAA